Cotesia glomerata is the source of this 799-nucleotide messenger RNA. Its product is annotated as peptidyl-prolyl cis-trans isomerase-like 3. Lineage: Eukaryota; Metazoa; Arthropoda; Insecta; Hymenoptera; Braconidae. Gene Ontology annotation, molecular function: peptidyl-prolyl cis-trans isomerase activity. The transcript is spliced from 5 exons. Bases 144 to 629 code for a protein of 161 amino acids. Gene Ontology annotation, biological process: protein folding; protein peptidyl-prolyl isomerization. Gene Ontology annotation, cellular component: catalytic step 2 spliceosome. The record is from RefSeq and is a predicted model, not a curated record.
UUAAAAAUUUUUAAUAUCAGUUAACUUCAGUGUCAUAAUUAAAAAAUAAUUCUGUGUUUACUCACGUCACAUUUACGUUUAUUGUCAAUUUUAUAGCCUAACAAUUUUACAAGUGUUUUUAUUUUAUUUAUUUACAUUAAAAAAUGAGUGUAACACUUCAUACAGACGUUGGUGAUAUUAAAAUUGAAUUAUUUUGCGAGUUAUGUCCUAAAACAUGUGAAAAUUUUCUAGCACUAUGUGCGAGUAAUUAUUACGACGGCUGUCUGUUCCACCGCAAUAUCAAAGGAUUCAUAGUUCAAACCGGUGACCCGACACAAACAGGCAAAGGAGGUACGUCGAUAUGGAACAGAAAAUUUGAAGAUGAAUUCAAAGAAGAACUUAAACAUAAUGUCAGAGGUUUGGUCUCGAUGGCCAACAACGGGCCUAACACGAAUGGCAGUCAGUUCUUUAUCACAUAUGCUGCUCAACCUCAUCUAGACCUCAAGUACACGCUCUUCGGCAGAGUUAUCGAUGGAAUGGAUACGAUAGAACAGUUGGAGAAGCUGCCAGUCAAUCCUAAAAAUUACAAACCACUGACUGAAACUCGCGUGAACAGUGUGACGAUUCAUGCGAAUCCUCUUGCUGGAUAAAUUGAAAUUAAAAAAUUAAAAAGCUGUAUAUAGCGAUCCAUAAGCGCCGUAAUAAUCAUAAGGAGGUAUCAGAGUUAUUUUACCAGGUUGAUACCACCCAGGUCGCUCCCAUCCUUGUGCUUCUUCCAUCACAGCUCCAUUUUUAAUCAGCAACUGAAAUGCGUCAUAAA